AUGGGCGACAUGACCCCCAUCGCAAGGCCCUGCCCCUUCGUGCUGAUAGUCAGCCACUCCCUCUCCGGCCACCUCCACCCCAUGAUCCGCAUCAGCGCCGGCCUUUCCCACCGCAACUGGCCCGUCUCCUUCCUCGGCCCCACAGCCCACCGCUCCCGCAUUGAAAGCACAGGUGCUCAAUUCUUCCCCCUGACCGGCAAGGCAGACCUGGAUGAUAAGCGGUACUACGAGGACCCGCCCACAGCGGAGUACAAUUCCUUGCACUGGGUCGAGCGCGGGAAGAUUGACUUACGGAUUCAGUUGCUGGAAUCACUGCCGGAUCAAUGGGCGGAUUUUAAGAGGGUUUUGAGGACUUUGCAUGAGCGCGAUCCCGCGAGGCGGGUUUUGGUUAUUUCCGAGGCCUUUUUUAUGGGGGUGUUGCCGAUGAAGUAUGGGGCUUCGCUCGGGGAGGAUAUCGAAGUGCCGAAGACGAUAUGCAUCUCGGUCACGGUGCCGGUAUUGAGAAGUGUGGACUUGCCUCCCUUUGCGUGGCCGUUGCCUUUCGAUCAGUCACCCGCUGGUAGGGAGCGCAAUGCGAGGAUGUGGGAAAAGUGGACUGAGAGGGCGCGGCCGUUUACUGAAUUGCUAGACAGUCAACUAUUCGCGUGCAGUGCUUCUCGGGGAGUUGGUGAGCCAUUCCUCGCGGGUGCCAAUUAUCGAUGUCAUGAUGCGAUUCUGCAGUUGGGGGUCCCUGGUUUCGAAUACCCUCGCAGUGACUUUCCUGCAAACUUCAAGUUUGCUGGUCUUGUGCAGGGAGUGCCGAACAAGAGCACUACAACAACCGACCCGGACUUUGAGUGGUGGAGUGAGCUGAAGGCAAAUUCAGAGCUGGCUGUAGGCCACCCGAAACAAAAGAAGGUCGUCGUCGUUGCUCAGGGCACGGUCGAGAUCAACCCGAAUGAUCUCAUCAUACCGACCAUAAAAGCCUUGGCCGACAGAGAAGACGUUCUCGUCGUUGCAAUUCUGGGCUGGAAAGACGCCAAGUUGUCCGAUUUCGUCAAAGUCCCGAGCAAUGCGCGGAUAGCUGAUUACUUGUCUUACGACGCUGUGCUGGAGCACGCAGAUGUUUGGGCUCAUAAUGCGGGUUUCGGCGCAGUGAAUCACGGCAUUGCGCAUGGUGUUCCAAUGGUGGUUGCGGGAGAAGGCAUGGAUAAGACGGAGAAUUCUAGACGGGUCGCCUGGUCGGGGAUCGGGGUUGACUUGGGUUCAGCGAAGCCAUCCAUAGAUGAUGUCAGACGGGGGAUCGAGAGCGUGCUUCAGGACGAAAGGUACAGCUUGCGUGUUGAGGUUCUGAAGAAGCAGAGUCAAGAGAUUAACUGUUUCGACGUGGUGGAUGAAGAGUUAUUGAAAUUCAUAGAGCCAUAG
Messenger RNA from Pseudomassariella vexata, 1404 nucleotides. RefSeq lists its product as uncharacterized. The record is from RefSeq and is a predicted model, not a curated record. Gene Ontology annotation, molecular function: UDP-glycosyltransferase activity. The transcript has a single exon. Lineage: Eukaryota; Fungi; Ascomycota; Sordariomycetes; Amphisphaeriales; Pseudomassariaceae. The coding region runs from base 1 to 1404 and encodes 467 amino acids.